AUUCCCAACAUUGUCCACUUUUCGAUUCGUCGUUCAAGUGUGAUAAUAUUCAUUUCCUGAUUUGAACACUCAAUAAAGAGCUUGUCAACUGCAAGUUUGCGACUAUCGACGCUAUCAAUGGACGUUCAAGAUAUCAUUGGAAUUGCUUUGAACUUGGCAACGGCCGGAUCUCUUGCAGCAAUUAUAUUAUUGCCGGGAUGUGGAGGAAAAAAAAACAGACCGGCUGAAGGUGAAUCAAGUUCGAGCAGUAAAGGAAAUGGUGCGAAAACUCCAGAAGGAAAGGAAGGAUCUGAAGCCGGAACACCUUCUGCUGCUGGUUCGGCAGCUCCUACAGCUCCUGCUCCUGCGGAAGGGGCAGCCCCCGCUGCUGCAGCACCAAAACCUCCAAUGGCUGGAACUCACGAUCCAAACUACCAAACUCUUGCUGGAAUUGGCAAUGAUUGUUUCGAAAAGAAGGAUGGAGCACCAGCUGCCGGAGGAGGAGGACCAGCUCCACCAGCGAAUGCAAAACCCGGAAUGGCAGCAACCCACGACCCGAACUAUCAAACAUUGGCUGGAUUGAAUAACAACGUAUUUGGAAAGAAGGAUGGUGCUGCUCCAGCUGCAGGCGGUGGAGGUCCAGCUGUUCCAGCUGAUCAGAAUGCAAAAGCAGCUACUCACGAUCCGAAUUAUCAGACAUUGGCUGGAUUGAAUAAUAAUGUUUUUGAUAAGAAGGAUGGUGGAGGUGCUCCUGCUGCGGCUCCUGCUGCUGCUGGAGGAGACAAGAAACCAAUUCAACCGAAUGAUAAAAACAAGAAGGCUGCUACGAUGGAUCCUAAUUAUCAGACACUGGCUGCAGUUGGAGGAGAUGUAUUCGGAGCUGAUAAGAAAGCUGGAGGAGGAGGUGGAGAUAAGAAGCCAAUUCAGCCGAAUAACAAGGGUCAAAAGGCAGCAACCAUGGAUCCAAACUACCAGACAUUGGCAGCUGUUGGUGGAGAUGUGUUCGGUGCAGAUAAGAAGAAGAAAUAAAAGAAAAGUACUGCCAUUUCAAAUGAAUUAUUUUAUUCACCUAAA
Molecule: messenger RNA, 1053 nt
Organism: Caenorhabditis elegans
Lineage: Eukaryota; Metazoa; Nematoda; Chromadorea; Rhabditida; Rhabditidae
Gene: K07A1.5
Product: Dauer Up-Regulated
Exons: 4
Coding region: 118-1008 (296 amino acids)
Source: RefSeq, marked reviewed